Artibeus jamaicensis (Jamaican fruit-eating bat) is the source of this 7840-nucleotide messenger RNA. RefSeq names its product beta-secretase 2 (gene BACE2). The record is from RefSeq and is a predicted model, not a curated record. Lineage: Eukaryota; Metazoa; Chordata; Mammalia; Chiroptera; Phyllostomidae. Gene Ontology annotation, molecular function: aspartic-type endopeptidase activity. The transcript has 9 exons. Gene Ontology annotation, biological process: amyloid-beta metabolic process; membrane protein ectodomain proteolysis. Gene Ontology annotation, cellular component: membrane; trans-Golgi network; endosome. The coding region runs from base 424 to 1968 and encodes 514 amino acids.
UUCGGGACACGAGUUUCCCUGGGAAGGGGCGCGGCCCGAGACCUGGAGGGGUGGGCAGGGCUGGCCCGCGCCGACCCCCCAGGCCGCGAGCCGGGAGCCGAGCUUUGACCUUGGCUGCAGGGCGGGGGCGGGGCCCGGCCCCUGCGGGGCAGCCACCGCCCGCCAGAGGGGGCAGCGGCGACCAACUUGCUCAACUUGGCGGCGCGGGCUGAGGCGGCUCCGGCGCCUCCUCCUCUUCCCGGAGCCUCCUCCCUCGGCCCUCCUCUCCUCCGCCGUCGCCGCCGCCUCCGCCGCCGCCGGCCCGGUGCGCGCCCAGCCCAUUCCCGCAACCCUGCGCUGAGUCGCCGAGUCGCCGAGUCGCCGAGUCGCCGGACGGGACAGGACGGACCGAGCCCGGCGCGAUCCCCGGGCCCCGCCGCCGGCAUGGGCGCGCUGGCCCGGGCGCUGCUGCUGCCGCUGGUGGCCCAGUGGCUCCUGCACGCCGCCCCGGCGCUGGCCCCGGCACCCUUCACGCUGCCCCUCCAAGUGGCCACGGCCACUAGUCCCGGGGCUGCGCCCACUCCCGGGCCCGGGCCCCCCGCUCAACCCCGCGCCGACGGCCUGGCAUUGGCCCUGGAGCCUGCCGGGGGUGCGGCCAACUUCUUGGCCAUGGUUGACAACCUGCAGGGGGACUCUGGCCGCGGGUACUACCUGGAGCUGCUGAUCGGGACCCCCCCGCAGAAGCUGCAGAUUCUCGUUGACACUGGGAGCAGCAACUUCGCCGUGGCUGGCGCCCCGCAUUCUUACAUAGACUCCUACUUUGACACAGAGCGGUCCAGCACAUACCGUCCCAAGGGCUUUGAUGUCACCGUGAAGUACACGCAAGGGAGCUGGACCGGCCUGGUCGGGGAGGACCUGGUCACCAUCCCAAAAGGCUUCAACAGUUCUGUCCUCGUCAACAUCGCCACCAUCUUCGAGUCAGACAAUUUCUUUCUGCCUGGGAUCAAGUGGAAUGGGAUCCUCGGACUGGCUUACGCUGCCCUGGCCAAGCCGUCAAGCUCUCUGGAGACGUUCUUCGAUUCCCUCGUCGCUCAAGCAAAGAUCCCCAACGUGUUCUCCAUGCAGAUGUGCGGGGCGGGGUGGCCGGGAACCGGCGCCGGUACCAACGGAGGUAGUCUUGUCCUGGGUGGGAUUGAACCGAGUUUGUACAAAGGAGACAUCUGGUAUACCCCGAUUAAGGAGGAGUGGUACUAUCAGAUAGAAAUUCUGAAACUGGAAAUCGGAGGCCAGAGCCUUAAUCUGGACUGCAGAGAGUACAAUGCAGACAAGGCCAUCGUGGACAGCGGCACCACGCUGCUGCGCCUGCCCCAGAAGGUGUUCAGUGCGGUGGUGGAAGCCGUGGCCCGCAUGUCUCUGAUUCCAAAGUUCUCUGACGGUUUCUGGACCGGAUCCCAACUGGCAUGCUGGACGAAUUCCGACACACCUUGGUCUUACUUCCCUAAAAUCUCCAUCUACCUGAGAGCCGAGAACUCCAGCAGAUCCUUCCGCAUCACUAUCCUGCCUCAGCUUUACAUCCAGCCCAUGAUGGGGGCUGGCCUGAAUUACGAAUGCUACCGAUUCGGCAUUUCGCCUUCCUCGAACGCGCUGGUGAUCGGUGCUACCGUGAUGGAGGGCUUCUACGUGGUCUUCGACCGAGCUCGGAAGAGGGUGGGCUUUGCGGCCAGCCCCUGCGCGGAAAUCGCAGGCACGCCGGUGUCUGAAAUUGCUGGGCCCUUCUCAACAGACGACAUAGCCAGCAACUGCGUCCCUGCCCUGCCUUUGAACGAGCCCAUUUUGUGGAUUGUCUCCUACACCCUCAUGAGUGUGUGUGGGAUCAUCCUCCUCAUUCUAAUCGUCCUGCUGCUCGUCCCAGUCCGGUGCCAGCUGGGCACCCGCCACCCCGAGGCUGUCAACGACGAGUCCUCUCUGGUCCGGCAUCGCUGGAAAUGAAGAACAAAGCCUGAACUCGGGCAACCUUGAACUUGGCUAUGAAGACAAUUAAACUUCAAGUGCAGCAGGCCAGGGGUUGCCAGGCCAGGUUUCUUCCUCUGUCCAUUAGUCUUAAAUCUCUGUUCUGCUCCCAGAUGCCUUCCAGAAUUCACUGUAUUUUGAUUCUUGAUUUCGUAACUUCCUUCUUCCAAGAAAAAUGACAAUAAAUAACACCUCAUUCUAAACCAAAACAGAGUGAAUUGGGCUUCAGACUUUCUGCGACUGGUAUACCAAACCAUCUUGAUGUGCCUCCAGAUAGAAAGCAAGCCGUGGCCGCACUCCUGGCUCCCGUCUCCGGAGAAAUGAGUGCACGGCGCGUAGCACUCUCCGUAGUGCACGGCCGCCUUCCCGUAUCAAUUGCACUUAAUGGUAUUUUGCACCAGGUGUCAACCAGGGUCCAAACGGUCCAGGAAGGCUCCCGAGGUGGCCGCGGGGGAAGCAGCCUGCCCCUCCUGAAUCGGAAACUACAGCAGGCCCCCUUUCCGGGUCUUUCUGUGCCCUGAAUGGAGAUCAUCACCCCGUGGUCCUCACCAGCCUCUUCUGAAGGUGGAACGAACGCCUUUGCCCGCCGUGGUGGGGUGAGAAGGAAGCCCACCCUUUCGUCCUCGAUGCUUCUGUAAUAUUGUUGGUAUACAAGUUUUAAAAAACUACCUCUGUUGAGACUCCGCCCAGGGUCCUCACCCAGGUAGGGGUGCGGGGGCCCAUUCCAGCCGUUGCCCACUCCUGAAAGAGUCCUCCUUCCACCCAGGCAGAUGAAAGUGGUGCUGUGCCGCACGUCCCUCGAGGACUUCUGUCACCAAGCUGGUCUUUAGCUCAAAUCCGUCUCUUACUCGAAAUCAGUAAACAGCGCUUCCGUGAGAAAAGCCAAUUCUAUUUCACUAGCUUUGUUCCUUCUUCCAGCUCUUCUUUGGUUAUUACCCUUUAGAGAAGCAGAGAAAGGGCUAAGCGGCCGUGCACCCGACCAGCUCUCAGGGGAAGGAAGACGCGAGACAUCCGAAGGACUGGGAGGGACCGUCUCAUUAUUCCCGUGCUUUCAAACUGUGUGUCUGCACUUGCAGAACGGCCCAGACUCGAGCACACCCAUGACAAUCAGCUUGAACAGACCGGUCACGCCAUGGCCUACUCGCUCCCUCCCUUUGGUGCGCUCAUCCUGGGUGCCUGUUGGGUGUCUUUACUUGGGGAAAUCUUCUCUUGCUCUUAUUUGAGGCCUUUGCCAAAGACAAGCAGAAACCUGUAACUCGAUAUAAUUCGCCUUAUACGAUCCGAUGUAAUUAGGAGAAGGGUUCAAAGCCAGCACCUUUCUCUCUUGUUCGUGUGCCAAGUUCAAUGUUCACUUUGCUUCGCUAUUGCGAGGAGUUGCAUCUGUAAUAAAAUUCCACUGGAAGGGCUAACUGUGGAGUCUCUCCUCCAGCUGGAGCGUUAUUAGUGUUCACCUUGGGCCCCACGUGGAUGUCUCAGCCCUCCACCUUGCUCACUGGACCCCAGGGCCACCUCCAUCUUGAGAAAUAGAUGACAGGGGCAAAGAGGUGUGAGGUCACUCCCACAUGUCCUGGUGUCCUCACAGACUGUCUGGCUCUCACGGGCCCCUCUGGAGAAGAGCCCGAAUUCCCUGUGUUACCCACUACGCAGUUCAAGUGUGGCGGGAAGGAGCCCCUCUCUGGAUGGGCUGCUGGGACAAAAUUUAUCAGAUGCUCCUCAUCACGGCCGGUCUAGGCUAGUGGAGAGGCACUAAUCUAAAAUCUACUCCGGAGUUAGAAAUCUCUGGAAUUGUAAUUCUCUUCUUGCCUUAUUGGCGUUUUCCCUGGCUGCUGUUUUGUGGGCCACUUUGCAUAGAAAUGAAGGCAGCCCCCCAUAGACAGGGCCUUCCCCUGGCUGUGAAAACUCUGAAGCCCCCGAAAUUAAAAAAAAAAAAACAGGAAAUUGUAGGCGUGGGCUGGUUAGUUUUGCUUCUCGUUUCUUCACGCAGGUGUCCUGUGUUUUGUUUCCCUUGCUGGGUUUCCAAGCCCAGAAUAUUUCUGCCACAACCAGUCAGCAGACCCUAUUCCCACAACACAUGAUAAUCGCAAGUUAGGUUUCAAGCCAGGGUAUUUGAAUGAUGCUUGCUAUAAUUCUGUCUUUUGUUUCCGAUUCCUCUACCUUUUCCUCUCUGACGUCACUGAAUGUGACAUUUUAAUGGGAAUACUUAAAUUAAAAAAGUAUAAUUUAGCAACAAGAAUGAAACAGACAAUUAAAUGUGGGACAUUUUCCCCCCGGAAUGCCUUGCUGCUGAAACUGGGAUUUGGAGUCAAAACCGUGUUAGAGCCGCCCACCUUCUGGAGGUAUGUAAACUGAGACUUAGUUGUUGGGGGGGGUGCUUCAGGGAGGCUUGCGAGUUCAACAGGAGAGGGAGCAGAAGCAGCCAUUGAGGGCGUCAUCCUGGAAGACGUUUGUGUCUUGAAGACUAUGACUUAGCAUGAGGUUGCUGUCAAACCCUGUCAGCUCUCUGAUGGAUGAGGGAGGCUCCUACACAAACACACAUAAGCAAUACUUUUUAAAACCUGGUGAUGCUUUAUAUUUCUGUUAAGGUAUUUGGAAACCUCAAAUGCAAUACUGACUUCAGCAUCUGAAACUGUUUAUGAAAAAGAACAAGAAGCGGGUUAGGGAAUGACCGGUUUGUUGUUUGCUUUUUUUCCUUUGGAAAUUUAAAAGCACCACCAAGUGAUGGAUCGAGCAGGUCGUUUGCUAUUUCCAAAGCACGAUUUUGUAUUUCUUCUCCCAAAACAAGUAGGGAGCGUGGGACAGCAGGGGACCUUUGCUGAACUCAGUCCACAACCUGCCAUGCGGAAGGAUUUUACCUGACGCAGCGUGACGUGCAGCGUCGUGGUUGGAGGUCAAUGUGGGGUUAAUCACAGUUCGAAAUGAUGAACAUAUAUCCCAGCAGCAUCAUUCACUCCGCAGACCUGUGGAUCAUAGAUUUUGCCAAGCAAUUGUGAUGAGGGGGUUGCAGUGUCUCACUUAAGAGGCGAGGCAGGAGCGUUUCAUUAUUCAAUAGGUUCCCUGAGAGAAUGAAAAUUUGUUAAUUUCCCCUUUCGGGUCCCCCACGUGGUAGAGCUGCCAAGGAUGGUUCCGUUCCAAGUGCUGGCCUUGUGCCACUCAAUGUCACGGGGAAUAAACGGCUGCCCCACAGCCUGCUUCAUCAACGACAAUAAUCUAGUUUCACAGGCUUCGUCCUGAUUAGUGGAAACCAGAUCACCUCGCAGGACCCCAGCUGUGUUUUCAACUCCCGCAAACUUGUUAGGAUCGAUUACGGAACUGUUCAGAAUGCAAACUUGCCACUAAAAGUUCUUUUAUUUUUUUUUUAGGAAAAACACCCAAACACCAUAAAAAUGUAGAAAUAUGGUUUUGCCAAGAAAGAUACUAGAUAUUUAGUGCCAAGAAAACUGCACACAACAGAAGUUGUGUACAUUUCUGGUGAGUCCUGAGAAAUUCACAUUUGAACUGACAACUGUAUACCAAUUAAUCAGCACACAGGAAAAAUCCAUUUUGAGAGCAGGGAAGGAAAAUAAAAGUAUGUAACAAAACAAGUAGAAAUUGCUCUUUUGAGAAAGUAGCUUUAAUUCCAGGAAUCUACAGAUUUCUUUUACCUUGAAAGUUGUGGAAUCCAUUAGAGAUGGGAAUGAUUUCACACAGUUGCAAACCCCAGACUUCAGGAAUAUUCCAGACCCCAAGGGCAGCCCAGACAGCACUGCCCCAGCCAGUACCAGGCCUCACCCAAAGGUCCUCACCCUCCUGCAGCCCCCCUGGUGCUGUUCAGGGUCCACGCACCUCAGUGGGUGUCCCGAGUGACUCUAAUGAGCGCAAACUGUGCUUUUGGCCUGGAGCAAGUUCCCCUGGUGGGUGAGAUUGUCACCUUGGCCAUGGGAAGACAGCCUGAGGCCACGGUCAUCUGUGUUUGUGUGAGUGAGAGCCAAGCCAGGCCUGGUGGUGGCCUCAGUGUAUCUGCCAAACCUCUCAUCCCCUUAGUGACUGGCUUUACAUACAGGGUGGGGCAAAGGUAGGUUGACCAUCGAUCAUGUGGAAAAUGAGCCAGUAAUUAACAAAUAACAAUCCAAGAAUAAGCUCUUGUGUUUUUCGCGCUCCCAACUGGAAGCCUACUUUUGCCCCACCCUGUAUGAAUGUCUCGAGGGCAUCCAGUUUAACAGUGUUUUCUCACCUACCUCUGAGCUCACAAUCAGACAUUACACGCAGAUGGCCAGCGUUUCUACACCAUUGUACUGUGUGAUUUCACUGCAUGCUUGCUCUUAAGGAGUGCCAGUUAGCAACGGGGUGGGCCAAGAGGCACGGAAAGGAAGGCGUCCCAGGUAAAGCCUCCCAGGGCUUGUUGGGGGACCACUGCCGAAGCAGUGAUUCUGCAGGUGCCCAGUGAGCAUCUUGGGAUGCAGGAGAGAGGGUGAUAAAAUGUCUGUCCAGCCCCUAGAUAGCUGCUGGACCGAGUUGCCCGGGCCUGUGAAGCAGUGAUGGGAAGUGGGCAGCUCUCUUUGCAGGUGGAAAACUGUAGCAGGCCAGCUGGGUGGAGUCUAAAUUGUAGUCUCCACACAGGGGUACCCCACGCAUAUCGAUCUGAGUAGCAUAUGUGGCCAAAGCCGAUGUAUGAUUCUAUAGUCACCAAUCACCCAGAUUUAUCAAGUGGAUUUUGAGUCCGCCCAGCCCUGCUGUCCCGGUAUUGGUCACUAAAAGGAGGCCUGAAACCUUCGGAGACUAUUGUCUCCCCACCACUUGUGUUUUCCCACAGCAUCUCCUCCAUUUCAGUUGGAACUUCUGUAUUUUUAUUCAUGACGGAGGCCCAGGUCAGAAUGUCAUGAGAAGGCCAGUGUCCCCACCAGGCAGCAGGCCUUACUUGCCUCCCCCGUUAUGUGCUGCUUGUGCAGACGGCUCAAAUUUUGCUGAUGUCGCCACGGUUUCAGCCUGUGUCCUUGCACCCACUGAAGUCGAAUUCCACAUGAGCCUCACAUUGUUGAAGUGAACGCCUUCUGAAAGAAAGUUAAGGAAGCAUGAGAGGAUGAUCUUUUCACGACAGAGAAAAAAACGAUGCAGGUCAGCGAAGGAUCUAUUAUUCUGUAGUGAAAACCAUACAGAACAAACUUUCUUAACUUCAGUUCCUUAAACAGUGCCAUGUUCUCUGUUGCUGGUGGUGCCAACCUGGAAUUUUCUCCCACUUUCCUGACUGUAGGUGCCGUGUUCUAUCAGGGAGGCUGGAUAUUCUUAGUGUUGGAGAGAAUGCAUGAGACUCGUCAUGUAAUAAAAGCUGGGUUUUUGUAAUGUAAAAUAAUGCAUUUCCUACUAUUUCUGUUCAUUGGACAGUUAAAGAUACUUAAAGUUUAAAAUCACCUGUGUUCAGCCAUUCAAAGCAGCCACUCAUUUUUUUCUGAAGCUGGGGGACUUUGUUCCUGCGUGAACAGUGUUUCUUUGCUGGUGGAAGAGGGGCAAACUCGUGGUCUAAAAUAGACACUAGAGGGCGUGCUUUGCAAAAUGUAUUGUGUGUAUCUCAGACGAACAGGCUUAGAUGCACAAUUCUUAAGUGUAACUUAGAAAUGCUCAAGAUUAUUUUAUACCUCCCUUUUGGAAUUUCCUUCUAUUUUUAGUACACCGUGUUGAUUUAAAGUUGUGUUAAGACCCAAAGUUGGAGUUAAGAGGUAUUUGCUCCGUUUCAGAAGAGGCUCUGCAGACGCUGUUCAAACUGCGCACAUCAAAGAUGGACUUUUCUAAAAUCGUAUUUUUGUACUUACAUGUCCCACCCAUGUAAGAGUAAAAAAAAAGACUUUGGCUUGUUUGAAUAAAUAAUAUUCACAACGUG